This is a messenger RNA of Prorocentrum cordatum, 1792 nucleotides long. Lineage: Eukaryota; Dinophyceae; Prorocentrales; Prorocentraceae. The record is from the annotation of a GenBank genome assembly.
GCUGAAGGCCUCUGGACUCGCAUCGGGAGCGCUCUGCCCCCCCGCGCUCCACCUGCGCUCCCCGGCGGCCUUCCGGCCUCGGCGUGCCGCCUGCGCAAUGGCGCGCCGCCCUCGGCCUCUGGGCCGGGCGCCAGACGUUGGGCUCGGCGGGCCACCCGGCGGAGCUGGCGGAGGCUUUGGGCCCGACGACCUCCGCGCCGCCCUCGCUCCCCGGCGGCCCGGUGGCCUCGGCGUGCCCGCUGCCGUGGCGCGCCGCCCUCGGUCGACCAGCCGGGCGCCGGCCGCCGGGCACGGCGGGCCGGACGUUCAGCUGCCCCGCGGGGAGGCCGCCGCCCGAGGCCGCGGCAGGGCCCGCGCGGCCGGGGCCGGCGGGGGCGGCGGCCCGCCAGGCGCCGCGCAGCGGCGGGUCGAGGGCGGCGCCCGCACGCAGGCCGUGGCGAAGCUCGUCGUGACGAGCGUGGCCGCCCGGAGGACCGCGGCCGCGGAGCAGCUCUCGAGCGAGGCGGUGCAGGGCUGCAGCCCCACGGCCGCGAGGGCGUUCCACCUGCUGGUGCUGCGCGCGAGCGCCAACAUGCGCUGCCCCGGGGCGGCGGCGUGGUGCCUGGGCCACCUCCAGCGGAACGGCCACGUGUUGGACACGGCCAUGAUCAACGCGGUGCUCAACGCGUUCGCGAAAUUGGGCGACGUCAGCACCGCGGAGCACUAUUGGCGGGUCAUGCAGAACGCCGGCCUGCUCCCGAACGUCGUCUCCUUCAACCUGAUGCUGAACGCCUGCGCCCAGGCUCACGAUGCGGAGCGCGCGGAGUGGUGGUUCUGCGAGAUGCUCUCUCGUGGAGAGAGGCCCAGCCGUAUCAGCUACGCUACCCUCGUCGGCGCCCACGCGAAGCUCGGCAACGUCCAGCGGGCCGAAGCGUGGUCCGAGAGGAUGAGCGAGGCGGGAUUCGACGCGGACGAGAUAGUGUUCAACUCCCUCAUAAACGCAUGUGCGAAGGCGGGCAUGCAGCAGAAGGCCGAGCAACUCGUCAACACGAUGCUGUCUCGGAAUAUCGUGCCUACGCGGAAGGCGUAUCACGGCGUCAUCCAGGCUUGCAUUACCUCUGGCGACUUGUCGGUCGCAGAAUCUUGGUUCGCCCGCAUGAACAUCGCAGGCUGCACUGCAGACGUGGUCACCUUCAGCUCCAUGAUCUACGUCGCCGUCGGGACAGGAGACUACAGGCGCGCCGUCGAGUGGACGUCGCAGAUGUGGCUGCGCGGAGUGGCGCCUUACGAGAUCACGUUCAAUACCAUGAUCCACGCGAGCCUCACGGGCGGCACGCAGGCGGACAUAAAGCUGUGGCUGCGGCGCAUGCUCGAUGAGGGGUUCCAGCCCGACCAGGUCACCCUGUCGACGCUCUCGCGGAGCCGCUCCGUGGGCGCGGGCCCUGGCGCCUCCGCGGCAGAGGGGGCGGCCAGGCCUUCGGAGUGGGCGCGCGCAGCGGGCGCCGCGGCGGCGCGGCCCCGGGUGGAGGACGGCACGCCUCCGCCGCGGGAGUCGCCAGCCCACCGGAUGCUCCCGCGGCGGCCUCGGGGCCUCGGGAGGCCCCUCGACGGCCCGGCCUGGCCAGCGCCGCAGCGCAUCGUGCUGGCGGGGGCGCCCCACGCGGCCACGUCGAGCAGCGGCCCAGGCCCUGGCGGCCACGUGCGAGGGCAGCGGGAUGGAGCGGCGCGGAGCUGGCAGGCGAGCCGGGCCUCGAGCGUCUCCGCGAGCUCGAGUCCGGCGGCAGGCGGCGCCCAGAGCCCGCCGGGCGGCGCG